Molecule: messenger RNA, 42949 nt
Organism: Coregonus sp. 'balchen'
Lineage: Eukaryota; Metazoa; Chordata; Actinopteri; Salmoniformes; Salmonidae
Source: the annotation of a GenBank genome assembly
UACUUAGCAAACCACAGCCACGCCUCCACAGCGGUCACUGUGCCGAAACCUAGACACCCUCUAGACCCCUGGAGCCUCUGUGCAGCUCGUACAGUCCUGAAAGAUCAACCCCCCUCCCUCUCCUUCCGUCACCACCACCCCUUCCCAUACCCCCCUAACCCCAACCCCUCCAUCCUCCUACUUUCCCCACCCUUCCUCAAUCCCCCAUCCUCACCAGGCAGCUAUCCCCACUGCCCUGCCAUCUCGCAGCAUUCCGUGGGCCCUGCACACAGAGGCCUAUUGUGUGCUCAGGGAGAUGGAGGCAGCGUACAGUUAGGGGAAACAGAGAAAUAGAAUGUCUAGAAUGGACAGGCUUUUCUUUUUUUGAGAACUCUGUUUAAUAAGUUUUACACACACACAGACAAGACAAAGCAAUAUAAAUAAUAUACUCAACUAGACAAAAAUACAAAUAAUACAUAUAAAAAAAAAAAAUAAAAAAAAAAAAAAUAAUAACUUUAAAGAUACCAUACUUUAGACAAGUUAAACACACCAGGCAGAAGGCUACAAAAGGUUAAAGGGCAAUCUCUAGUAUAGGGACAGAGCAAAUACCUCACCAUUGUUCCUGUAAACAGUUAAGGGAUGGGGUGGAGAAAUGCAACCACUCACAGACAGUCAAGGCCACAGACCAAUCAUCCACUGGACCAAAAAUAAAAAGUUACAAUGCUUUAAAAAUAAAAAAUGAAUAUUGAUAAUUUUAUGUAGGCGUGAACAGAAUUAAAAAAAUUAAAAUAACUGGGAAAAACAAGCUCACACCUUAGUCUCUGCCCGGGCGAGAUGAACAGGGCAUCCGCAGGUCACAAUCAAUAAGCACAUCAACCUUAAUGCCCCCCACCCCCACCCCAGAAAAAAAACACAGAGAAAUGCUCAUCCAACCCCUAAGUCACAGGGGGGUCAAAUAUAGACUUAUUUUGGUUUUAAUAGGAAUGCUAUCAGAGGAUGGACUGUUUAAAGUAAGACCGGAAUGGAGCCCAAGCCUCAUUAAACAGUUUGGGGUUCCCACGUGAAUUGAAUUUAAUUUUUUCUAGCUUCAUAGAGCACAACACAUCUCUCACCCAAUAUUUAUAAGAUGGGGGAGCUGCCAUCUUCCAGUUCUGUAGUAUUAGCCGUCUAGCUAAAAGAGUUGUAUAAGCAACAGUGUCCGACUGGAUUCUUGACAGGGGGGUGCUUAUGGGCAGUACUCCAAAAAGGGCUGUAAGGGGAGAGGGAUCUAUAACAGUGUUAUAUAUAUCAGAGAAACAUUUAAAUAUUAAUUCCCAGAAACCUGACAGUUUAUGACAGCCCCAGAACAUAUGCAACAGUGUGGCCGGUUCAAUUUUACAUUUGACACAGGUAGGAUCAAAAUCAGAGAAUAUUCUUCCAAGUCUGGCCCCAGACCAGUGGAUACGGUGAACCACCUUGAAUUGGAUGAGGCUGUGUCUAGUGCUAAAAGAGGACGAAUGCACCCUGCGCAGCACAGAUUCCCAGGUGUCUUCCCCAAGUUCCUCCCCCAAAUCCUUUUCCCAUCGAGUCUUUAAAGGCACCAAAGAAGGGUUCUGUAAGUCAUGAAUGAUUGCAUAUACAUCUGAAAUUGCGCCCCUAGGAAGCUUGUUCAGCUCCAGGAUGCUCUCUAUAGCUGUAUUCACAGGCCUAUGGGGAAAUUCAGGUGUGUUAGCUCUGACAAAGUUCCUAGUCUGGAGAUAGCGGAAAAAGUGGGAUUGGGGGAGGUUGAACCUUUCCUGUAGCUGAGCAAAAGAGGCAAAUGUAUCAUCAAAGAAUAAUUGGGCUAGUGAGGAGAGGCCUAGUGAGUGCCAGAUGUCAAAAGCCCCAUCAUUCAAAGAUGGAGGAAAUAAAAUGUUCUGAUUGAUUGGGCCUGAUAGAGAAAAGCCUCGGAGGCCAAAGGCUAAGCGGAACUGAUUCCAAAUUUUAAGAGACUGCUUUACAAUUGGGUUGACACACCUUUUGCCAAGGGACACUGGGAGAGACGAGCACAACACAGAAGAAAGUGCAGCAGGUUUACACGAUUCAGACUCCAUCUGGACCCAGAUUGGUCUAGGGCCAGUAGGAUCAGUCUGCAGCCAGUACAGAAGGGCUCUGAAAUUUGCAGCCCAAUAGUAUGUCUGAAAAUUUGGUAGAGCUAAACCCCCCAAUGACUUAGGCUUCUGUAAAUGUUUCCUACCAAUCCGUGGUACCUUGCCAUCCCAAAUAAAAUGCAUGAAUGUUUGAUCCAGUGAAAUAAAAAAAGACUUUGGAAUAAAAAUGGGUAGACAUUGAAAUAAAUAUAGAAAUUUGGGCAACACACUCAUUUUAAUGACAUUAAUCCUUCCGAUAAGAGAAAGAGGUAGCGCUUUCCAAAAAGCAAAAGAUUGUUUCAAACUGUCUGCUAGAGCAACCAAGUUUUCCUGAAACAGAUUUGAAUAUUUCCUUGUCACUUUGACUCCCAAGUAGGUGAAUUGAUCCCGGACAAUCCUAAACUGAGAGCUUGUAAAAGAGCACUUUAAAGCAGCCUUGUUUACAGGAAAAAGCUCACUCUUGCCUAGAUUCAGCUUGUACCCUGAGAUUGAUCCAAACCUUUUAAGAACAGAUAAGGCGCGUGGCAAUGAGGUAUCAGGGUUAGAGAUAAACAAAAGGAGGUCAUCCGCAUAUAGCGAGACUUUCUGCUCUGAGCCCGUCCGGGUUAUUCCUUGAAUGGCAUCAUUAGAGCGUAAUGCAAUGGCGAGAGGUUCGAUUGCCAAAGCAAACAACAAGGGGGAGAGUGGACAGCCCUGUCUGGAUCCGCGGUGCAAGGGAAAAUAGUCAGAGGACAAGUUGUUAGUCCGUACCGAAGCCAUGGGGGAAAAAUAAAGAAUCUUUAUCCACGCAAUGAAUUUGGGGCCAAAGCCAAAUCUAUAAAGGGUGGCUGUUAGGUAAUCCCACUCAACGCGGUCAAAUGCUUUUUCUGCAUCAAGUGAGACCACCACCUCUGGGUCCUCCGACGCAGGGGAGUACAGUAUAUUCAUAAGGCGCCUAAUAUUGAAAAACAAAUGCCUAUUUCUCACAAAGCCAGUCUGGUCAGAGUGUAUUACUUGAUGCAGCGAGCCUUCCAUACGGAUGGCUAAAAGCUUGGCUAGGAUUUUGUAAUCACAGUUUAAAAGCGAGAUUGGGCGAAAGGAUCCACAUUCCAUAGGGUCUUUGUUUUUCUUUAAUAGUAAUGAAAUUGAAGCUUGAUAAAGACUAGGCGGUAGCUUUGAGGUAUUAAGGCACUCUGCAAAUAGUCGAAACAAGAAUGGGCAAAGCAGACCAGAAAACGUCCUGUAAAAUUCGGUUGGAAAACCAUCCGGACCCGGUGAUUUACCGCUUUUCAUUGCGGACACUGCUGUUGCAAUCUCCUCAGGUGUAAAUUCUUCUUCUAGAUAGUCAUGGGUGUCUGUAUCAAUUGAAGGCAUAUUCAGGCCAUUAAAGAAGGAAUCAAUCAGCAAAGGGUCUUGAGGGGAUUCAGAGGUGUAUAGCGCAGAAUAAAAUUGUUUGAAUUGAUCAUUGAUCUCUUUAUGUAUAACUGUGGUGGCACCAGACGGGGUCCUUAUUUGUGGGAUUAAACGUGAGGCCUCAGAUUUACGGAUCUGAUGUGCAAGGAGUUUACUGGCCUUGUCGCCUUGUUCAUACACUCUGUACCGAGCUCGCAAGAGUAGCUGUUCAGCUUGCCUGGUAGAAAGCUCAUCAAAUUCAGAUUGGAGUAGUUGGCGCUCUUUAUGCAGAUCAGAGGAAGGAACCGUGGCAUACUUCUCAUCCAAUGUGGCUAUGGAUUCGCUCAGGUCCCGAAGUCGCUGAGAGCGAACUCUGUUUUGGUUGGCUGUAUAAGAAAUAAUUUGGCCACGUAGGUAUGCUUUGAGAGACUCCCAUAUGGUAGAGCAGGACAUACCUGGUGUUGAAUUAGUUUCUAGGAAUAAGGUGAUUUCAGAAGAAAUGAAAUUGACAAACUCCUUAUCUGAGAGUAAAAUGGGGUUAAGACGCCAUUGAUAACACAUAGGAGGUCGCUGGGGAAACUCUAGUUCAAGCACUAAUGGAGAAUGGUCCGAAAUAACAAUACUCUUGUAAGUACACUGCCGAAGGUUAGGCAAAAGUUUUUUGUCCAAAAAGAAGUAAUCAAUUCGGGAGUAUGUUUGAUGAACAUGAGAAUAAAAGGAAUACUGUCUAUCUGUAGGAUGUAGGAAACGCCAGGCCUCAAACAUGGCAUAUUUCUGAAGAAAGGCUUGAAUAAGUAGGGCACAUUUAGAUGGGCCUGUAGUUGUUCGUGAGGACUUGUCAAGAACUGGGGACAUUUUGCAGUUGAAAUCCCCCCCUAAAAUCAAUAAAUGAGAGUCUAAAUUGGGUAUAGCAGACAAAAAGGAAGAAAUGAAACUUGUGUCAUCCCAAUUGGGAGCAUAAACACUAGCCAAAACAAGAGGGGUAGAAAACAGUUUACCGGUUACUAUGACGUAUCGUCCCUUAGGAUCAGCGAUAACCUCAGAAGCUACAAAGGGAGUGACUUUAUCAACCAAAAUGGCAGCCCCUCUUGAUUUACUAUGAAAGUUAGAGUGGAACACUUGACCAACCCAGUCCCUACGCAUCCUGAAGUGCUCACCAGUCCUCAAGUGAGUCUCUUGUAGAAAUGCAACAUUUGCAUUCAAACCCUUUAAGUGUGUCAACACCCUCUUACGUUUCACUGGGUUAUUAACCCCUUUGGUGUUCCACGAAAUGUAUUUGAUCGCAUUGUUUCGGCCCCUCUGGGCAUUCCCGUUAUACAACCCCGUCAUUAGAGCAUAGAAUGGAAAAGCAAUGAGCGCCCAGAAACCCCAGAAUAACUUGUCUCAGAGUAAUAAUGUACGGUGGUAGAUGUUGAGAAAAAGUACCGAAAAAAAAACAAAAAAGACAGAAUGACAACAUUAGAACUGAACAAUUCAACCCCUCCCCCCCACCCCCUCCCCCCAUCCCAGACAGUACCUCCCCAAACGAGGUACAAGCCUAAAUAGAGCAUGUUCUCUUCGCACAGUAUGUCUGUGAGAGUGCGGUCUUAAACCUAAACCCACAGUCCCGCUCUUUAAAGUCGUGUUUUGUUAGUGGAUCAAACAGCAAAAAGAGAUAAUCAUUUUUUAAAUAAAAGAGAUUAAGGUGAAUCCCUUGUGCAGACGAAAUUACAAAAGCACCACUUGUAGAUGUAUAUAAUUAUAUUCCCAGUCUUAUAACAGGCAUUUGAGAGGGAAAAUAAAGAAAAUAAAUAGAAUGUGUAACGGCUCUCAGCCGAAAACCUAAUUUGAAGUAAGGAAAUCGUAGUAAGACAAUCAAAAAUGAUAAUAAUAAUUAUUAUUAUAAUAGUUGUCUAGUUGAAUGCUGAGACAGCUUACAACCAAGACCAAAAAACUACGUGUGCGCAACGUUUAACGCUUGCUGGGCAUAAAUGACGCUCUGAGCCUUAAAAUUUAAGUGAAGACCCCAAAAAAACGUGUCGCCUCGGGAAGCAUUUACUGUUUACUGGGUCAAUGCAAACGGAUGCAGUAAGCAAAUAACCAAGAAUAUUUUGAGUCACUGAGACACUAUGUAAACAAACUGAAUAGGUGAGCAAGACAGCCUAGAAAACACAGGAGUAUAGUAAAACCGCAAUACAAUGAGAUUAAAAUGACUGAAUGCUUGUAAGGCAAGCACACUAGAUGAUCAAAACAUUAGAUCACAUCAAAUAAGCCUGAAUGGGUACGCCAACCCCCCAACUAUACAAAAUUAGCAUGUUGUAGCUAAACAUAGUUGUACCACAGGUGGGUUACUUACUAUCCACAGUUCGCUAGCAACAGUUGCUGAUCUAUGAGCAAGUUCAAGACUUCUUGAUGUGACGUUGAAUGUGAGAGAGAGCCUCAUCCGGAGAUUCAAAUGUGUAGUCUUUACCAUCAUGAGAUAGCCAUAAACGGGCCGGGAAUCGCAGUCCGUACUUCACACCUGGAUGGUCCCGAAGUAGUCGUUUGGCCUGUCCGAAGGCUGCGCGCUGCCUGGAAACAGUGGGGGAGUAGUCCUGGUAGAUGGAGGACCUCUGUCCUUGAAAGCUCAGAGUGGUAUUGCGGGCUCGUCGGAGAAUCUCCAUCUUCUCAUGGAAAAAGUGCACUCGAAGAAUUAUGUCACGGGGCCUCUCCCCCUCCCGGGGCUUUGGGCGCAGCGACCGGUGGGCACGAUCAAUCAGGGGCUUUUCAUCCAAGGCUAGAACAUCCUUCAGCAGCCCAGAAACGAAAUCCGUGGCGCGAGGCAUUUCCGCUGACUCUGGGACUGAUACAAGUCUCAGGUUAUUGCGGCGAGAGAAUCCCUCCAAACUUACACAGCUCUCCUUCACCUUUUUCAAGUCCGCAGCUAGGCGUUUCACGUCAGCCUCCAGGGAUGUAGUUAAGUCGGAGACAUUUGUAGCGAAGGUCUCCAGUGCUGCGAUCGUUGUAGUGUGCGACUCCAUUGUUGUUUUGAGUGAUGCGAUUGCCGGCACUGUCUCGUUCCGCAGGAUGGUUAAAUCUGCUUUUAAAGUAUCAGAAACCUCCUUUAUUCGGGCCUCAAUCGUAGCAACCACCUCCGUUUUCAUUUCAACUAUCUCAGAGCGUAGUAGUUUGAUGGCCUCGAGAAUGUUCACUUCAGCGCCGCCAGGCCAAGCCGCCCCCCCGGGUAGAGUAUCAGUCCCCGGGUCGUCAGGCUCAGGGGAGGGCGGUGAUGAGAGUGUGUCUUGUAGGCCGGGUUUUCUCAAAGUCAUGCUUUUGGCCUUAUGUUUCGUCGACAUGCUGAUAUUUGGAAGUAAAGUAGUCUUGGUUUUUACGGGAAGGGAUCACCAAAAUAAUAUAUGAAAAUAAAUACGGUUUUGCUGCAAAAUUCACAUAAACUUUAAAAAUACCACGGGAGCAAACGGAAAACACGUCAGUCGCACAUGGCGUCCCUCCAAUCCCCCUGGACAGGCUUUUCUAUCACAGGUUUAGUUCUCUGGAUGGACCUAGGCGACCAGUGUGGUGGCACAGUUGAAUUGACCCAUUGUUGUAAUCUAAAGGUAUAGAAUAGUUGGCCUACAUUGAGAAAUGCAGCAGUGUGUAUCAGUAAAACUGAACAUUCCAAAUAAGUCCCCAAAAUGGCCGUCUAGUAGGCAAACAGUUGAACGAUGCCUUCAGUGCAGAUUGCAGUGCUAUAUAUUCCAGUUCAAUGUUAGGUACUUCUGAUUCCCCAUCAUCAUGAUCACCUUUAAGAUGCAGUGGACAGAAGCAAGAAUUCCAUAUUCCCUUCGAGCCCUCUUCUCUUUCAUUCCCAAUCUCUCAUUUUCUCCUACAAUGUUUAUCUUAGAAAUCUGCCACUGUCAUCUGAGUUACCACCUCUGUAGUCUUUAUCAACCUCCUUACAUUUUAGUCAUUUAGCAGACGCUCUUAUCCAGAGCGACUUACAGUUAGUGAGUGCAUACAUGUUUUUUUUUUUCAUACUGGCCCCCCGUGGGAAACAAACCCACAACCCUGACGUUGCAAGCGCCAUGCUCUACCAACUGAGCUACAUGGGACCUUCUAUGGUAACAGUAAUGUGAGGAUGUGGAUUGGAAUCUGAGAGGAAGAAAAACUCUGAAUAGCGUUGAUGGGAUAUUAAGUGAUUGAGGGAUCCCGGAGUAGGUGGACCACCACCUAUGUAUGAUUGAAAACAGCUGCAUUUAUCAUAAAACCCUGCUAUGAAGUAAGAAGUGAUCACUACCUCCGUACCUUAUCAGUUUUCCUAACAAUUUACUAUAAUUAAUUUACAAUUACUAGAGUAAUUACUGAAUUACUACAAAGGUAUAAGAACAAUUUAAUGUAUAAUUUUAUACUUUUUAUGCUACUUGACCCGUAGCACUCACGUCUGUAGCCAUGAAGUGCUUUGAAAGGCUGGUCAUGGCUCACAUCAAAACCAUUAUCCUAGAAACCCCAGACACUCCAAUUUGCAUACCGCCCCAACAGAUCCACAGAUGAUGCAAUCUCUAUUGCACUCCACACUGCCCUUUCCCACCUGGACAAGAGGAACACCUACGUGAGGAUGCUAUUCAUUGACUACAGCUCUGCGUUCAACACCAUAGUGCCCUCAAAACUCAUCACUAAGCUAAGAACCCUGGGACUAAAUACCUCCCUCUGCAACUGGAUCCUGGACUUCCUGACGGGCCCAGGUGGUAAGGGUAGGUAACAACACAUCUGCCACGCUGAUCCUCAACACGGGGGCCCCUCAGGGGUGCGUGCGCAGUCCCCUCCUGUACUCCCUGUUCACCCAUGACUGCAUGGCCAGGCACGACUCCAACACCAUCAUUAUGUUUGCCGACGACACAACAGUGGUAGGCCUGAUCACCGACAACGAUGAGACAGCCUAUAGGGAGGAGGUCAGAGACCUGGCCGCGUGGUGCCAGGAUAACAACCUCUCCCUCAACGUGAUCAAGACAAAGGAGAUGAUUGUGGACUACAGGAAAAAAAAGAGGACUGAGCACACCCCCUUUCUCAUCGACGGGGCUGUAGUGGAACAGGUUGAGAGCUUCAAGUUCCUUGGUGUCCACAUCAUGGUCCAAACACAACAAGACAGUCAUGAAGAGGGCACGCCAAAGCCUAUUCCCCCUCAGGAGACUGAAAAGAUUUGACAUGGGUCCCCAGAUCCUCAAAAAGUUCUACAGCUGCACCAUCGAGAGCAUCCUGACUGGUUGCAUCACUGCCUGGAAUGGCAACUGCUCAGCCUCCGACCGCAAGGCACUACCGAGGGUAGUGCGUACGGCCCAGUACAUCACUGGGGCCAAGCUUCCUGCCAUCCAGGACCUCUAUACCAGGUGGUGUCAGAGGAAGGCCCUAAAAAUUGUCAAAGACUCCAACCACCCUAGUCAUAGACUGUUCUCUCUGAUACUGCAUGGCAAGCGGUACCGGAGCAUCAAGUCUAUGUCCAAAAGGCUUCUUAAUAGCUUCUACCCCCAAGCCAUAAGACUCCUGAACAGCUAAUCAUGGCCACCCGGACUAUUUGCAUUGUCCCCCCCCACCCCACCCCACCCCCUCUUUUUCACGCUGCUGCUACUCUGGUUAUUAUCUAUGCAUAGUCACUUUAACUCUACACACAUGUACAGUGAGGGAAAAAAGUAUUUGAUCCCCUGCUGAUUUUGUACGUUUGCCCACUGACAAAGACAUGAUCAGACUAUAAUUUUAAUGUUAGGUUUAUUUGAACAGUGAGAGACAGAAUAACAACAAAAAAAUCCAGAAAAACGCAUGUCAAAAAUGUUAUAAAUUGAUUUGCAUUCGUAAUCACAGAGGUCAGAUCUUUCUUGUAGUUGGCCACCAGGUUUGCACACAUCUCAGGAGGGAUUUUGUCCCACUCCUCUUUGCAGAUCUUCUCCAAGUCAUUAAGGUUUUGAGCCUGACGUUUGGCAACUCAAACCUUCAGCUCCCUCCACAGUUUUUCUAUGGGAUUAAGGUCUGGAGACUGGCUAGGCCACUCCAGGACCUUAAUGUGCUUCUUCUUGAGCCACUCCUUUGUUGCCUUGGCCGUGUGUUUUGGGUCAUUGUCAUGCUGGAAUACCCAUCCACGACCCAUUUUCAAUGCCCUGGCUGAGGGAAGGAGGUUCUCAUCCAAGAUUUGACGGUACAUGGCCCCGUCCAUCGUCCCUUUGAUGCGGUGAAGUUGUCCUGUCCCCUUAGCAGAAAAACACCCCCAAAGCAUAAUGUUUCCACCUCCAUGUUUGACGGUGGGGAUGGUGUUCUUGGGGUCAUAGGCAGCAUUCCUCCUUCUCCAAACACGGCGAGUUGAGUUGAUGCCAAAGAGCUCAAUUUUGGUCUCAUCUGACCACAACACUUUCACCCAAUUCUCCUCUGAAUCAUUCAGAUGUUCAUUGGCAAACUUCAGAAGGGCCUGUAUAUGUGCUUUCUUGAGCAGGGGGACCUUGCGGGCGCUGCAGGAUUUCAGUCCUUCACGGCGUAGUGUGUUACCAAUUGUUUUCUUGGUGACCAUGGUCCUAGCGGCCUUGAGAUCAUUGACAAGAUCCUCCCGUGUAGUUCUGGGCUGAUUCCUCACCGUUCUCAUGAUCAUUGCAACUCCACGAGGUGAGAUCUUGCAUGGAGCCCCAGGCAGAGGGAGAUUGACAGUUCUUUUGUGUUUCUUCCAUUUGCGAAUAAUCGCACCAACUGUUGUCACCUUCUCACCAAGCUGCUUGGCGAUGGUCUUGUAGCCCAUUCCAGCCUUGUGUAGGUCUACAAUCUUGUCCCUGACAUCCUUGGAGAGCUCUUUGGUCUUGGCCAUGGUGGAGAGUUUGGAAUCUGAUUGAUUGAUUGCUUCUGUGGACAGGUGUCUUUUAUACAGGUAACAAGCUGAGAUUAGGAGCACUCCCUUUAAGAGUGUGCUCCUAAUCUCAGCUCGUUACCUGUAUAAAAGACACCUGGGAGCCAGAAAUCUUUCUGAUUGAGAGGGGGUCAAAUACUUAUUUCCCUCAUUAAAAUGCAAAUCAAUUUAUAACAUUUUUGACAUGCGUUUUUCUGGAUUUUGUUGUUGUUAUUCUGUCUCUCACUGUUCAAAUAAACCUACCAUUAAAAUUAUAGACUGAUCAUUUCUUUGUCAGUGGGCAAACAUACAAAAUCAGCAGGGGAUCAAAUACUUUUUUCCCUCACUGUACAUAUUACCUCGACUAUAUUUUACAUAACACAUUUUUUCUUAAAACUGCAUUGUUGGUUAAGGGCUUGUAAGUAAGCAUUUCACUGUAAGGUCUACACCUGUUGUAUUCGGCGCAUGUGGCAAAUAAAAUUUGAUUUGAUUUGAUUUCAUAUAAUGAGAUAUUUUGCAAGCAAAGGGAAGUCCCAUUAUCUAUUCAAGUAGAAUAAAUGUGCUUUGGGGCUAUACACCUUUUUUUCUCUAAAGAUUGGCCCUUAAAUCAAGACACCUUCCCCUUAAACCAAUGCUGACCCUCCAUCUUCAUUCAUGUAACCAGGCCUUUGACCUGACUUGACCUGGUAAACUGGGAAUGUGUUAUGGAGAAGGAGAGUGUGCUGUGGUCUAUUGUCUCAAUAGAACAUAUUGUAGCAACCUUAACCCAACACCUAGUGACCUCGUCAAGAUGUUCGGACCUCUUGGCGUAACGAUUAAAGUGUUGGCUUGACAGUCACUGGACCCGGGUUUGAGUCCCUGUUGGGACUACCCCCCAAAUUCACUACAAUAUUAUUGGUUCAGCUGGGACAGGCACUUUAAAUUCCAGAGAGAUUAAUGUGAACUGGACUUUGCUGGGGUCAUCGGCAAAUUGGGCAUCCUUGAUGGUCAUUUAAAACAAAGCUAAUCUCUCUGACAGACAUUCAGAGCUAGCUGCUCGCUAUAGUUGCUUCAAGAAUAGACAAUAGCAUGGUCAGAAAUGAGGAUGGUAUUGGACAAUAUGCUUCCUAUGCUCUUACAUAACAACUGAUUUCCGAUCAACUCUCCCUUCCCCAAUCCUAACCUUAACCAAUAUUCACUAAACAAUAAAACUGUCCCUGGAUCAGUUGUUACAGUAAGAGCAGAACGUGACCCAGGGUGAGAUGGAUGGAGGGUUCAGGCUCUUUCUUCCCUGUAUGAGUAAUGAGGGGGCUCUCUAUUAGGUCAUGAUCCUGGAAGGACUGUGCCUUUCGACUCAACAAAGACCCGCUUUCAGGCUCUCUCACCUGGCCCUAUCUGCCACAGAGAGGUACAUGAUAAAGAUCAUACAUACAGACAUUUCAUCCCCUUUCAUCUCCAUCCACCACUGCAGGGCUUCACAAUGAAGAGAGUCUGACGUGUUAUCUUGUCUCUAUCAGGAAUGUUAUGGUUCUGGCGAAGAAGCGAACACUGCCAUGGCCCAUUCUGUUUGCCUGGAGGGGCUGUUGGGCAUCUGAACACAUUGUGGCAUGUUAGCAUUACUAUAUCAGCAACAAGCUCCAUGUAUUAGUGGACAUUACUGUCAUGAAGGGCAAUGUGGUCACAGGGCAAUGACGCUGCCACCACCAUGCUUCAUUGUGGGGAUGGUGUUCUAGGGUGAUGAGAGGUGUUGGGUUUGCGCCAGACAUAGCAUUUUCCUUGAUGGCCAAAAAGCUCAAUUUUAGUCUCAUUUGACCAGAGUACCUUCUUCCAUAUGUUUGGGGAGUCUCCCACAUGGCUUUUGGCGAACACCAAACGUGUUAGAUUAUUUUUCUCUUUAAGCAAUGGCUUUUUUCUGGCCACUCUUCCAUAAAGCCCAGCUCUGUGGAGUGUACGGCUUAAAGUGGUCCUAUGGACAGAUACUCCAAUCUCCGCUGUGGAGCUUUGCAUCUCCUUCAGGGUUAUCUUUGGUCUCUUUGUUGCCUCUCUGAUUAAUGCCGUCCUUGUCUGUUCCGUGAGUUUUGGUGGGUGGCCCUCUCUUGGCAGGUUUGUUGUGGUGCCAUAUUCUUUCCAUUUUUUAAUAAUGGAUUUAAUGGUGCUCUGUGGGAUGUUCAAGGUUUCGGAUAUUUUUUUAUAACCCAACCCUGAUCUGUACUUCUCCACAACUUUGUCCCUGACCUGUUUGGAGAGCUCCUUGGUCUUCAUGGUGCCGCUUGCUUGGUGGUGCCCCUUGCUUAGUGGUGUUGCAGACUCUGGGGCCUUUCAGAACAGGUGUAUAUAUACUGAGAUCAUGUGACAGAUCAUGUGACACUUAGAUUGCACACAAGUGGACUUUAUUUAACUAAUUAUAUGACUUCUGAAGGUUGCACCAGAUCUUAUUUAGGGGCUUCAUAACAAAGAGGGUGAAUACAUAUGCACGCACCACUUUUCCGUUAUUAAUUUAUUUGUUAUUUUUUUCAUUCCACUUCACCAAUUUGGACUAUUUUGUGUAUGUCCAUUACAUGAAAUCCAAAUAAAAAUCCAUUUAAAUUACAGGUUGUAAUGCAACAAAAUAGGAAAAACACCAAGGGGGAUGAAUACUUUUGCAAGGCACUGUACAUGUAGUUCAACUAGUAAUUUAACUACAUUUUGCAGUAGCUUGGUGGUGGUUGAACUAAAUAAAAAUCAACAUACUACUUUUUUUGCUCAAAUAAAAUAUGGGUGACGUAGGCAAUCAUUUACUUUCUCAGCAUCAGACCUGCCUGAUUAUCACUUGAAACAUUGUUUGUUGUGUUUAAUAGGAUAAAUUACACAUUCUGUUUUACAUGUGACCCCAAAGUGAUCUAUUCUUGCAAUUUAUAGUCUAUGACAUUUCAAAUGUACAUAUGAUAAUUUUUCACGAAGUAGUUUGGAUGAAGUGAACUACUUUUUCAAAGUAACUUUAGUAAAGUAAACUAUUUUUCCUUGGGUAGCUUUAGUGUAGCUUAACUUCUUCCAGUGUGAAGUAAUUGGUAGCUUGGUAAACGAUAUUUUCAGAGUAGAUUCCCAACACUGUUGAUGAGUAGCUACAGCUCGUUAUAGUUGGUUUAUAUAUUUUGUUCACUGUUUAAUUGUUUUCAAGCCAACAGUAUUACUGGAUAUUAACAACAUUUACUGGAAAUGCCGUCAACACGCCUACAGUUUUCAGCCCUUAAUAUCCAUUGCAAACAGUGGUGGAAGACAUCUUCUUUUAACUGGUUCUCACAGCCUCAUGUUAACUGGUCUUUGCCCAAAGAGGCCUCUUGUCGAAACUCUGACUGACCCUUAGUACACGGUCAUUGACUGGAGUGCUCUACACACCCAGAGAUUGCUUCAGGUCGUGCAAUAAUUAGAUACCCAUAAAGCCAUAAUCCAAGAAUCUUUCUAGAAUCUGACAGGUUAGAUUUAGUUAAUCCUCAGUGACACGCUGGCCAGUUCCAAUGCCUUCAGCGCUCCCUACAGUAGUUCACACCAUGGUCCACUUAAUCUACCCUCAACUCCUAUUGUUAGCAACGUUUUUUUUUGUUUUUUUUUACACAUGUAGGUUUGUUUCAGGGCCAGAGGAUGAACACCAUGUUUAGUAACAAAGGUGUGUAACAAUUUUUAUAAUUCUUAGAGAAAGAGGCAGAGACAAUUCUCUGUUCAAAUGUUGAAAUUUUAGGCCUACAACAUUUGCCAUGCACAACCAAUGCUGAGUGUGAGGGCCUGUAUAGGCAGACAGCUCAGCAGUUUAAUUCACUUUCAGGUGUGAGUGACAUGAUUGACAGUCGGCUAGGCAAACCAAGUGAGGAGAUCUGAUUCCAACCUUCCUCUUGGGAGAAUCCAUGGACUUUCAAGCACUAUUUCAGAGAUGUGUGGGAUUUAACCAGCUAACUUCACACAGGAGCUGAUCUGUUUCUCACCUGUAUGGGUCCUAGGGAGUUGACAUAAAUUGCAACUGUAUGUGACAUAAUCAGAGCUACACUACCAUUACCACAUCAAUAGUAAUUUAUUCAGAUCACAUAUUAGGUUAUUGAGUUACAAAUGUGUAUUAAUACACCCAUAAAAUAGAGUUGGCUAUUUUACAUGCCAAUAAAAUGAAGCCAAUGAAUGAGUGUAGACCUACUCUUAUCCAGUGAAGGCCUCAAUGCACCUCGCCACCUGCAAACGGUAAAAUCAUAAUUAUGUUGUUGACGACUUUCUUAAUAGGUCUAGGCCUACCUCAAAUAUUCUAAUCUCCAUAUUGUGAAGCUGUCUAUCGAUAUGAGUUUGGCAGGUGAGUGGCCAUACACUCCAUGCUAUUGUAAUGGGGUGUUGGGAGAGAACCAAAAAGUGUGACUUACAGGUAGCCUACCUCAUCUCCACAUGUCACAGGAGGAAUGGGAGAGAGAGGUCCCUGGGAGAAUAGAAGCUGAUAGAGUGGAGGGGAGGGAGAUGUGGGUUGAGUUUCAGCUCCACUGGGGGUCGGGGGGAGGACUGGUAUUUUGGAAUAUACGAAGAUUCGUAGAAGGCACAGUGGACAUAAAACUGCGGUUCUUGCUCUGACGCGGUGGGUGUAAAGUGCCGUCUGGGGCCCCGCGUUGGAUUCCACUUCGAUUUUGGAAGGUUGACUGCAUGGUUCCCUUGUAGUCUCUGGGAACACACAAUUACACACCACUGAGAGAGCUGCGUCUGCUCUGUCCCAUCUUUUUUCUCACCCAAGGUCCUGCAUGUCUAAUAUUUAGACAUGUUCAGCUUUGUGGAUUCACGGACUGUUCUGCUACUCGUAGCAUCCCAAGUUGUUUUACUAUCCAUUGUCAGAUGUCAGGAAGAGGAUGACCGUAAGUUGCAUCUUUCUGUUGAAUCUUCUUUUGCAAAAGUUUGGAUUCUUCUGAUGAUCGCAUUUUAUCAACUCAUCUUUUUCUUUUUGUACGUCUGUGGCACUACCUUGGCAUUUCAACUUUACAGUUUCUGCACAAUUCUCGCCUGCAAAAUGAAUAGGCAGAGUGUUGAAUGUAAAACUGCUGCAAACAAGAUAUGAUAUACAAGAUAUAUCAACAUUGACAUUGAUGGAGGGGCACAAACUCAGAAAAGUAUCUGUCUGUCAUUGGUGGAAUUGUACAAUUAUGAAUUACAAUUCUUGCAGAUACAAUUCAGAGAUUAAAUAUGAUUUAUCUGGACUGUUAUACAGUCCAUGAUAUCAAAUUAAGAAAUUACUAUUUAAAUAAUGGUAUUGAAUUGAACAGUAUAUCCUAAUACUGGUUUGAUUUUGACAUAGUUAAUAACAAUAUUUUAAUUACAUUGUAAGUGUCUGCAGAUAUACAGGGCCUAUGCAUUGAAAGAGUUGACAUUCCUUUUGGGAGGAUAGGUGAGGCUAUCAAGGCACAUCUGUGUGGGAUGGAGGACUAGGUGAACAAGUGUCAGUUUAUUUCACUACUGGAUAUUCACUGUGGAACCCGUCGCUGCACAAGCGCUCUCUCUAGUUGUGGUGCCAGUAUUUAACAGCACAAAUCUAUUUACAUCAGACAGACACAGUGGCUCUCUUGAGAUGCUUUGGCAGUUCCAGAGAUUUUUAGGCAAUUUAGAUAACUUUUACUGUUGUCCAGCGUGGCAUUUACCCUCCUGAGAAAACAACAUGAUCAGUUCUGAUUUCAAAUGAAUAGUUAUAUUGUUUAAGGUGACUAUUUGUUAGAAUAGAGUGAUUGAAAUUGCUUGAGUUUCUGGGUGGUGGCUGAAAUACAGUAGAUGACAUAGUUCAUAAUUUAAAGAGACAGGGUCAGACACAGAUUGACCCCAGACUAGUAGGCUCAAAGGGUAGCAGGAAGUGAAAGGCAGUUGGUCACUUAAUGAGAGAGGAGUGGGUGUUUUAUGAAGAAACUAUGGAACAGGAUACUCUCUGUAUGUUGCUAGAGAGAUGGGCUAUACUACAUCAUGCAAUGUGUAAUAUAUAAUGUGCUGCUUUACAAUCAACAUAUUCAUGGCCCUGUGUUACAUAGCCUCUCAUUUUUCAUCCAUUUAGUACUUCAAAUAACAGCAUGUAGGGGCCACAUGCCCAGUGUGCUGGUAGUUUUAAGCAUUUAGUAAUGAAUUAGGGAUUGUGUGUCCAUAUAUAUAUAUCUCACCACAACUCAAAGAAAAGUUGUGGAACACAUCUUAUGUGGGGAAAGCUUAAAUGGACUACUCAUGUUAUAUAGUAUAGUUUGGUAGCAGGUACGUGCUAAGAACCACUUUCACACUAAUGCAAGAAAAACAAAUAGUUGUAUUUAGCCUAGCAGGCCAAUCCUUAGACCUUUUGCAUGAAAGCUCCCCAUUCUCAAUUCUCCAAUGUGUUUGAACUGGUGCUUGACCCAGCUAUGAGAUCCAGAUGGAGAAUUUUAAAAGGACCCCCUGUUUACUUAAGGCAGCAGCUUGUCAAUUGGGCACAGUCUCCCAAUGUGAGGGACUCAUUCAUGCAGGUCCAUUGGUCACCAGAGAGUGCAGCAGGCCUACAGGUUAAAUAUACUUACUCCACUGCGCGAAAUACCUACUACUGGCUUUAAAUGGCACUGCUAAAUGUACUCUUUGUUGGUUGCAUUGAAGCUGCUUCCUGCAUAUGAUUACUGUAAUCUGAAUGGAUGUUUUUGGUGCUUUGGCUUCUUUCUAAAUCUAGCAGUUUGGGUGUAGGAUAAAUAAACCUGGGGGAGGCUUCCUGAGAUGUGCUGCUUUAUGAAAAUAAACCACAGGCUGGUGGUUAGAUCUUGUGAGACUGAGGCCCCCAGGUAAAACCAAUGUCCCGAAUCAGCACCCAUCCAGACCAGUGCCUUGAAAGAUCCUGUCUGCUCAUGCUGCCAAUCCAUGUUGUAGCAUUUUGAGAUUAGUCUAUUAGUGCUAAUACCUGGAUAUGAUGGACAUAUUGAUGCCAUACGUUUUUGAUUAAUUAUGCUGAUAUGCUUCUGUCUUUAAUGUGGUUGAUAAUUAAUGAUUUUGUGUGAUGCUGGACAUUGAUGUGUGAAAACUGUUGAUAGUCCCCCAUUGGGGGUGGAGACUCCCUCAAGCGUUGUGUGAAGUCAUGUGUGUGAGAGUGUUGUGAUGCUGUGCAUGUGGUGUGAAUGAGGCCUCAUGUUAAGCUGAUAACUUGUGUCUCUCUCCCUCCUCCUCCCAACUGCCACCACUCACCUCCACCCCCGUCUCUCUGUGACCCCCACCCCUCUCCUCCACCCCAUCUUGCCCGCAAUGCCCAUCCUGCUCGCCCUCUACCUUAUCCUGCCAAAAAAAAGACCCAUGGCCCCCCUCAUGCUCCCUCCUCCUCACCUAUCUACUAUGAUCACUGUUGUGCCCCCCCCCCCCCAUCCUACCACCCACACAUCCCUGUUUACCCCUUUCCUGACACUUCCCCCAUCCACCACUACCCUCCACCCCAUCUCUGCCCCAUGCCCUCUGUACCACUCCCUGGUGAUGGCCACAGAGGGGGCAGGGAGCUGCAUCCAGGAAGAACAUCGCUAUAAUGAUAAGGAUGUGUGGAAGUCAGAGUCCUGUCGUAUCUGUGUGUGCGACAGCGGGUCAAUGCUGUGUGAUGAGAUAAUCUGCGUGGAGAUAAAAGAGUGUGCCAACCCCAUCAUCCAACCCGGAGAGUGCUGCCCUAUCUGCCCUGCUGCCCCCACUGGUUGGAAUUUAUUUGGAUUCAUCAGACCAAAGGACAGAUUUCCACCAGUCUAAUGUGCAUUGCUCAUGUUUCUUGGCCCAAGCAAGUCUCUUCUUAUUAUUGGUGUCCUUUAGUAGUGGUUGCUUUGCAGCAAUUCGACCAAGAAGGCCUGAUUCACGCAAUCUCCUCUGAACAGUUGAUGAUGAGAUGUGUCUGUUACUUGAACUCUGUUAAGCAUUUAUUUGGGCUGCAAUCUGAGAUGCAGUUAACACUAAUGAAUGUAUCCUCUGCAGCAGCGGUAACUCUGGGUCUUCCUUUCCUGUGGCAGUCCUCAUGAGAGCCAGUUUCAUGUAGCUCUGUAGCUCAGCUGGUAGAGCACGGCGCUUGUAACGCCAAGGUAGUGGGUUCGAUCCCCGGGACCACCCAUACACAAAAAAAAAAUGUAUGCACGCAUGACUGUAAGUCGCUUUGGAUAAAAGCGUCUGCUAAAUGGCUUAUUAUUAUCAUAGCGCUUGGUGAUUUUUGCGACUGCACUUGAAGACAGUUCUUGACAUUUUCCGGAUUGACUGACCUUCAUGUCUUAAAGUGAUGAUGGACUGUCAUUUCUCUUUGCUUAUUUGAGCUGUUCUUGCCAUAAUAUGGACUUGGUCUUUUACCAAAUAGGGCUAUCUUCUGUAUAGCACCCCUACCUUGUCACAACACAACUGAUUCGCUCAAACACAUUAAGAAGGAAAGAAAUUCCACUAAUUAACUUUUAACAAGGCACACCUGUUAAUAGAAACGCAUUCCAGGUGACUACCUCAUGAAGCUGGUUGAGAGAAUGUCAAGAGUGUGCAAAGGGUGGCUACUUUGAAGAAUCUCAAAUGUGCAGUAUCUCACAAAAGUGAGUACACCCCUCACCUUUUUGUAAAUAUUUGAGUAUAUCUAUAACCCUGAAGAAAUGACACUUUGCUACAAUGUAAAGUAGUGAGUGUACAGCUUGUAUAACAGUGUAAAUGUGCUGUCCCCUCAAAAUAACUCAACACACAGCCAUUAAUGUCUAAACCGCUGGCAACAAAAGUGAGUACACCCCUAAGUGAAAAUGUCCAAAUUGGGCCCAAUUAGCCAUUUUUCCUCCCCGGUGUCAUGUGACUCGUUAGUGUUACAAGGUCUCAGGUGUGAAUGGGGAGCAGGUGUGUUAAAUUUGGUGUCAUCGCUCUCACACUCCCUCAUACUGGUCACUGGAAGUUCAACAUGGCACCUCAUGGCAAAGAACUCUCUAAGGAUCUGAAAAAAAGAAUUGUUGCUCUACAUAAAGAUGGCCUGGGCUAUAAGAAGAUUGCCAAGACCCUGAAACUGAGCUGCAGCACGGUGGCCAAGACCAUGCAGCGGUUUAACAGGACAGGUUCCACUCAGAACAGGCCUCGCCAUGGUCGACCAAAGAAGUUGAGUGCACGUGCUCAGCGUCAUAUCCAGAGGUUAUCUUUGGGAAAUAGACAUAUGAGUGCUGCCAGCAUUGCUGCAGAGGUUGAAGGGGUGGGGGGUCAGCCUGUCAGUGCUCAGACCAUACGCCGCACACUGCAUCAAAUUGGUCUGCAUGACUGUCGUCCUAGAAGGAAGCCUCUUCUAAAGAUGAUGCACAAGAAAGCCCGCAAACAGUUUGCUGAAGACAAGCAGACUAAGGACAUGGAUUACUGGAACCAUGUCCUGUGGUCUGAUGAGACCAAGAUAAACUUAUUUGGUUCAGAUGGUGUCAAGUGUGUGUGGCGGCAACCAGGUGAGGAGUACAAAGACAAGUGUGUCUUGCCUACAGUCAAGCAUGGUGGUGGGAGUGUCAUGGUCUGGGGCUGCAUGAGUGCUGCCGGCACUGGGGAGCUACAGUUCAUUGAGGGAACCAUGAAUGCCAACAUGUACUGUGACAUACUGAAGCAGAGCAUGAUCCCCUCCCUUCGGAAACUGGGCCACAGGGCAGUAUUCCAACAUGAUAACGACCCCAAACACACCUCCAAGACGACCACUGCCUUGCUAAAGAAGCUGAGGGUAAAGGUGAUGGACUGGCCAAGCAUGUCUCCAGACCUAAACCCUAUUGAGCAUCUGUGGGGCAUCCUCAAACGGAAGGUGGAGGAGAGCAAGGUCUCUAACAUCCACCAGCUCUGUGAUGUCAUCAUGGAGGAGUGGAAGAGGACUCCAGUGGCAACCUGUGAAGCUCUGGUGAACUCCAUGCAUGGGUUAAAGCAGUGCUGGAAAAUGAUGGUGGCCACACAAAAUAUUGACACUUUGGGCCCAAUUUGGACAUUUUCACUUAGGGGUGUACUCACUUUUGUUGCCAGCGGUUUAGACAUUAAUGGCUGUGUGUUGUGGUAUUUUGAGGGGACAGCAAGCUGUACACUCACUACUUUACAUUGUAGCAAAGUGUCAUUUCUUCAGUGUUGUCACAUGAAAAGAUAUACUCAAAUAUUUACAAAAAUGUGAGGGGUGUACUCACUUUUGUGAGAUACUGUAAAUAUAUUAUUUGUUUAACACUUUUUUGGUUACUACAUGAUUCCAUAUGUGUCAUUUCAUAGUUUUGAUGUCUUCACUAUUAUUCUACAAUGUAGAAAAUAGUCAAAAUAAAGAAAAACCCUGGAAUGAGUAGGUGUGUCCAAACUUUUGACUGGUACUGUACAUGUGAGAGUCAUUAUUGUACUUCACUUUACCAGACUUGACCCAACCUACUCCCAGGCUCAACACACAAUAUAUAACAUUAACAAAGAGAAGAAAUGCAAAGAUAAUAUUGAGUGCGAAUGUACUUACUAUUAAGAUUCGAGGAUUUAUUCACUUUGAAUGUAGAAUAGUCAUAUUUGCUCAUCAAACACCACAACUAAGCCAAAGCUGUUUUCACAUUUCAGUCAUUGUCUAUGUGUUAUGUCUUUCUUCUCUGAAACAAUAAUUUUCAUGCAUUUUGAAAGAUUUAGAAGUCUCUUUAAAAACUAAACUGUAAUGACUUUAAGUGCUUGAAGAUAUUUAUCAUCAGUCUAUCAUAAUAACCAUGUAAUGUGCCAUUUCAUAACAGGAUACUUUCCUCCUAAGGCCAUUUAUGCUUUUAACUUCAUAGGCUGUGUCAAUGUACUCAGUUGUAGGCUCCAAAAUAUGCUAUAGAGACAAAUAUUUUUGGUAUCCAAUACACUCUGAGGAUUUGAUCCAAACAUCUGUCCCACCCCUUGGCUUUGCUUGCUUCUGCACCAUCUCCCUCAACAUGGAACUACAGCUUACCCUCCAACACACUCUACAGCUAUUGGCAGUCUCAAGUUCACCCUUUUUUAAUGUUGUUUUCUCUCUCUUCCUCAUCCCACCCAUCUGCAACAUCAGACGUGGCGAUUGGUGCUAAGGUGAGACCAUGGGCAACGAUGAUAUGAUAGCUACUCUGAAAGCUGUUAUGGACAAAUCACAAUACAAGGGUAUUUUCUGUUGUUGGAUCAGCAAUGUGUUAUUUUAGACCGUGUUAUCAGACUGUAUCAUAUUACGUGAUCAUCUAAACACUGCAUCCACACACUCAAACUAAACAACACUUUAGACGUACAUGAUUUGAGUAUUUGUCUUAAUACAGGUACGUUUAAAUGAUGACCACUGACUUUCUUGUUAAUGUACUCUAUUAGGGCCAGAAAGGGGAACCCGGCGAGAUUGCAGAUGUAAGUAUGCACCCUCAGCCUUACAGUGUAGUAAAAUUAUUUAGCUGCUAUUCUUGACACAGGGAACCUCUUGAUUUUUAUUAUCUCACGCACUGAUUUCUUCUCAGUAUUGUUCAUGUAUACAGUAGCUUAUGGGCUGCUGUAUACAAGGUCAUGCACUAUAGCUCAUGCUUACUCAGAAAGACAUCAGAAUAUUUUUUUGUCAAUCAAAUCAAAGUGAUAAAGGGAUGUUUGGUAAGUGAAGGCACUGAAGGUUUGUUUUAAGUACCCAUGCAUGCCAUUGCCAAGCAUUCGCGAACAAUGGCAUAUAACGUUUUUCAAGACUAUGUGACUAUGUUACAAUAGCCUCACUUACAACUCACAUACAUGCAGUAAAGCUAUCCAAGUCAGUUUUAAAUCAGUAUCUGGGUUGACUCUCCUCAGUAUCUUGGAUGGACAGUCAACAUUCCAUUGAGUGUUACAGAUUACCAAUUUGCCCAUUGUUCUUCUUUUUUUUGGGAAUCAUGUGAUUCCAAGAGAGCCAAAGCCUCCAGUUGAUAAGUGAUUAGCUACCAUGCUUUGAACCUGGUGGUUUUAGACAAAUAUUUUUUUAGGGCCUUGAAUGACAACAUGGAAGGAAGCUUACAUUCCUAGGACAUAAUGGAUCCAAACCAAUCAUCAUACGUCCAUUUAGUUACUGGUAUGCAAGGAUUCUUAGAAAACGAACCCUGACAAGCAGAAGAUGUUUUCAGCUAAACUAACUUGUCUGUCAACAGACUUCCUGGUAAAGUCUAUUUUGUGUUAUUUGUCCAUGGCCACAGUGUCCUGGAAUGUUCUUUCCCAACAUCUUAGCUAUUCAAAUCAGUGCAACCCCACACUGUAUCAAAAACAUCAGGCCUUUGACAAGACUACUUUCAUCCCAACAAGUAUUGAUAUCUGAACAAGCUAUCCUUUCUGUUCCUUUAUCCAGGUUGUAGGAGCAAAUGGACCAGCAGGCCCUAUGGUAAACAUACUCUCAAAUAUGUAUUUGCUCCAUGAAAUAUUAUAUGUGUUGUAUCUUGCCUUGCAGAAUAUCUUUGAUGAGUUCUGAUGUGCAUCUUGCCCCAGAACAUUAUCAUUGAUGAAGUACUCUGUGUGUUGAGCAUAUUGCCCAUCCUAAUAUGUUUGUUUGCGCAGGGCCCCCCAGGCGAGCAGGGACCACGUGGAGCAGCCGGAGAUAAGGGUGAUAAGGUAAGACAGAAUCCCUGUAACUUUAAGGGAUCCGUCUGUGGUAUGGACUGAAAUCAGGGCUAACCAUUCAACAUCUGUAAUUGCUGUGAGAGAUCACUGCAUAGUUUAUUAUGUAUGAGACUUUGAAUUUAGCUCCAUGAUAGUAAGAUAUAUAUGCUGCCUUAUUUUGGAAAACCUCCCCAAAUGGAGAAGAUUCCCCUUUAUAACGGCUAAAAUAAUACAAUAAGAUUCAAACAACAUAGUGGCAUGCAUCCCUAAAGCACCUCAAUAUGUUCUCUGCAGUUAUUCCACCACUGGCCAGGCUAGUAAUGCAGCAAAUUGAAAGGUUAAUUUAUGCAUUACAGUUGAUUGACUGGUUGAUUGGUUGAUUGGUUGGUUGGUUGAUUGAGUGAUUUGUUGAUUGAUUCCGAACAGAAUAACAUUCAGUAACAGUCUCCUAAGGCAGCCUCAACACCAUCAAAGCCAUGCAACAAUAUCGAUCACUCACUUUUCCCAAUUAAAGGUCAUAAUACUGAACAUGUUUAGGUAUUGAACCCAUUGUUGAUUGUGUUUGUCCCUCUCUCCUUUUCCCUAGGGAAAUGUUGGCCCCAGAGGUAGAGAUGGCGAGCCUGGCACCCCCGGGAACCCCGGACCCCCUGGCCCACCCGGACCUAACGGACCCCCAGGCCUUGGCGGGGUAAGUGGCAUAAGACAGAGGAGAGGACAGUAGAUCAGAUGAGAGAGGACGUCACAGCCACAAAUCUCUGUGCCUAUGUCUUUGUCUGUGUGGUGCAGAGAAGCACUCUGCACUCCCUGUUGACAGACUGUAGCAGUAGAGUAUCUGGAAAAUUCUGCGUGUGUGUGUGUGUAUGUGUGUGGGUGAAAGAGACUAAGCUCUAUUUGUUAGUAGAAUAAGGAUAGAGAAAGAAAGAUGGAUGGAUGACACAUUACUAAGCUACUGUACCACAGUAAAUCUCACCAAUAUUAUCCCUCCUGGCAACUACUAAGUAAAUCUGCCACCAUAUUUUUUGUUGCGCCAGAGAAGUGGUGAGGUCAAAUAUCAUGUAUGGCAAAAAUACAGCCUGUGAAAGCUUUGGUAGAUACCAGGGGGCAGUGAAUCUACUGUAGACACUCAAUUCAGUAACAAUGUCUCUUUACCUUUGUUGUGUUUCUGCAGAACUUUGCUGCUCAGAUGGCUGGUGGAUUCGAUGAGAAAGCUGGAGGCGCACAGAUGGGAGUGAUGCAAGGACCUAUGGUAAGGGGACAGGAGACGUUACUCUACAUGAAUUUAACAGAAUCCAGAGGGAUUAAAAAUACUUUAAAAUUAAUGAAUGAAACAUGUAAAAUAAUAGUGUUAAGCUAAAGAGAUAGGUAGGCAUAUGAUGAAUGUAGGGUGGUAGUAGCAUGCUGUAUUACAGACUUGAAGACCGUAUUGAAGCCAGACUGCCACCUUGUGGUAAAAUUGAACUACUGUAUGGAACAUACUGUAGUAUAGAGUGUGCUGUCCUAUUGGUAUAGAAUAUUCUAUAGUGACAGCCAGUAAUGAAUAUACAGAAAUGAUCAUGAAGUAUAUCUUAUUUAUAUUAUCUAUGGACUAUGAAUUUACGUAUCUAUGGAUACGUACUGCAGCAUUUGGAAGCAUAUGGCACCCCCCAUCCCCCAUAAGAGUCAACCUAGAGUAUAUUAUGCCAUCCAUCGACCCAUUGACAUAUACUGUAUAACCAUAGCCUGAGAACUAACUAAUUGUGCAACAUCAUAAGACACAUACACCAUGCUAUUCGAAUACAAUGGCUUGCCUGACAAUUCAAAGGGUUUUGUCAUAAGACAUGACUAAUUAGCAAAUAUCCCAAUAGUCUUUGAGCUAUAAAUUGUUAUAAAUAUUAUGUAUUUCCUCUCCCUCUGUAGGGCCCUAUGGGUCCCCGUGGUCCACCAGGCCCUUCUGGAGCCCCUGUAAGUAUACACACCAUCAUUACUGUGGGCUGGACACCUCUCUAAGCCCUAGUAAUAACCAUAACAGAAGGAUAAUGUUGUUUAAUUGCUACAGUAAAUUAAUAGCUAAUAGCUACAGACAUUGUGUUAGAUGUCUAUGUACAUACGACUCAGUGCUGUAGAAUAUUGCUUGACCCUUUAGAAUUCUGUAUUGAAUGGUUAAGACAUUAUUUUAUGGACUAUCUGUAUUCUAAUAUGCAGUAUUGAUCCCUAUUGUGGACACCCUAAGCUAAUAGCAAUAUGCAGACUAUCAGGAUGUCUUUGACUAAAUGUUCCUUCUAAUCAAUUCCAGGGCCCACAAGGUUUCCAAGGUAACCCCGGAGAGACUGGAGAGCCAGGCCCAGCUGUGAGUAUCCAAAACUAUCCCAGGGUGCACCACAAAUCUCUGUGUCACGAUGCCAAUAUAGAAAUAGAAUGCGUAGAUCUUGGCAGCAGCACCACCACAUUCUAGUAUUAGCUAUCUAGGGAGCCAUUUUCUAUUUUACGCUAUAUGAUUGCAUACUUACCACAUGAAACAGAGAAAUGAGGGUUUAUAGUGAAAGUGUCUAAUAAACCCACUCAGAUGGGCAAUAUAAUGAAUCAAUUCUCACCCUCAGCACUGAUAGUUGUUUUAUGCAUGUAGUUUCUAUAAAUGGCCCUUAUCCGACCCAGUUUGACCUAUAAUCCCUGACCUGUAGAAGUGGAUGGAAUGUCUGCCCAUGUGAGGAUCACAUGGACCUCCAUCCCCAACAGAGCUCAAGUGAAAAUCACCAACAUCAUUACCCUUCAUUAAAAUCAAACCACCAGCAACAAGAAAAUGCCACCGUCCUGUACAUGCUGUGAAUGUCAGAAAUAGACAGGGUUCCCUUUUUAACAUAACUGCCUGCUACAUAACAGUUUCAUUAGAGUUGGCAUUAAGACUUCGAAGUCAAGGUUGAAGGCACUUAAGUUAUGAUGUAAAUGUGGAAUGGCAUUGUUUCAUUUUAGUUAACUAUAGGAAGGUAGCUUCUUACAGUAGUUUGUUCUUAGUCACAACAAUUAAGCCUACAACCUCCAGCCUAAACAAUAACAACCACCUCUCUCUCCUUAUACUAGGGCCCACUGGGACCCCACGGACCCCCUGGACCUUCUGGCAAACCAGGAAGUGAUGUAAGUAUUGUCAUCUACAUUAACAAAACCAGAACCAUGCCAGGCUUAAACCAGAUCCAUGGCUCAGGUCUGAGUUCUGUUGUCAAAGCCAUGCUCAAGUAGAGCACAAGCACAGACCAUGUUAUUUUCACUCUGAGGACAACGAGGACAAAAAGCUUCACUAUCAGAUGUAGAGCUCUAAAUAUGCUGUGUUACUUCAACUUCCUCAUAUGUACAUAGAGCACAUUAUCCUUUGGAAAACAAAGCUCUUACCACCUGCCCAAACUAUCAUAAACAUAUUGACUUGCCAUACUCCAGUAGCCUGAGAGACAGUCUGUUUCUGCUCUCUUGCCAACUUCUUAUGGAAUUGUCAUGCUUGACAAUGAGAAUGGAGAAGGCAAAAGGACAAACAGAUCUGGGACAGGCCAUACUCCAGUGUCCCUUGUUCCAUCAUGAAGAGUGGACCUUGUUUCUUCCCCACUGUUUAAAACCACAAGCAUGAUUCUCUUUGACACAGUAUCACAAAGCAGUUCACAAAGCACCACACUUGCCUACCAUUGUCCCCCAUUGAAUAUCUAUAGUGCAAAUAAUCUUCUGCUCUAUGUCCACAAUCUGCAGUCCCAUAUUUACCUCCCCCCACCCCCAUCACGUACACCUGUGCAUUAUCUUCCUCUAGCUGAAUGAAUCCGCUUGAAAUAUAAAAAGUUAAAUUAGACAUUUAUUAUUCAGUUGAUAAACUCCUGAUAAUCAUAAUCAAUCAUUUCUCCCUCUCUUUAUUUCUAGGGUGAGGCUGGCAAACCUGGAAAGGAUGGUGAGCGUGGACCUGCAGGACCUCAGGUAAACAGAGAGACAGAGGAUAGUCCCAAAAAGUAUACAAAUCCAUAUCCAAAACAUUAGAGCACAUUACCAUGGAUCAUCGUUCUCUAGUUUUUUAUCAUCAAUUGCCUUUGUUACAUCUUCAUAUUUACAGAUCAAUUCAAUAAAAAAUUGAAUAUCUUAAGAAAGAUAGAAGUUCCUUUAACAGAUGAAUCCCACACAGAAUCCUUUAGUAUCCAAUUUCCUAAUUUAUCUCUUUAUUUCAGGGAGCUCGUGGAUUCCCCGGAACUCCUGGUCUUCCUGGAAUCAAAGGACACAGAGUGGGUGUUUCAUUAUGCUUCAUUUAUAAUCACUACUCCAUCAGAAAUGAUAUUAUGAUGUUACACGUCCAACAUGAUUAGCAAGAUAAUAUAUUAGCUAAUUAGUGUUAAUUAAUCAGUCUAAUGAGGCUGAUGUAGAUGAUGUGACUCUUUGCUGUGUCUGUCUGUCUGUCUGUCUGUCUGUCUGUCUGUGUGUAGGGUCACCCUGGUCUGGAUGGAGCUAAGGGAGAGGGCGGUGCUGCUGGAGCCAAGGUAAGACUGCUGCCUAGUCUUCUACUCAUCAAAUUGUUGAAUUUCUAUUCCUGUGUCUAUUUGUGUCUGACUAUCUGACUGACUGUCUGAUUAGCAGUCUGAUUGGCUGACAGAUUGACUGUCUCGUCUCCAUAGGGUGAGGGUGGUGCUCCCGGAGAGAACGGCGCACCUGGACCAAUGGUAAGAGAGCGUUACACCUGUGCAUUACCUGAAUAUUAUGAGUAAAAGCUCUUAUUCGCCUACUGUAUCUCUUAACGUGACCAAGCUGAGUGUUCAUCUCGUGUCUCUGUCUCCUGUAGGGACCACGUGGUCUGCCUGGCGAGAGAGGCCGUCCCGGACCUUCUGGAGCUGCUGUGAGUAACACAGACGUGACUUUAACUCUCUCUGAUUUAAAUACAUUUACAUUUUACAUUUUAGUCAUUUAGCAGACGCUCUUAUCCAGAGCGACUUACAGUUAGUGAGUGCAUACAUUUUUUCAUACUGGCCCCCCGUGGGAAACGAACCCACAACCCUGGCGUUGCAAGCGCCAUGCUCUACCAACUGAGCUACACGGGGCUAAUACACUCUUGAAUAAUACAUGAACUCAACAAUCCAGGUAAUAAUACACCAAAUGAUCCAAAUCCCUGAAUGAUAUGCCUAAUAGCUUUGAACAUUUAUGUCCCCAAUCCCAAUCAAUCCUAACCAGACCCAGUGACAUUCUGUACACUAGCCUACCAGACAAUCCCAGCCCAGUGUUUAGGACUUUCUCUUUGGUUAAUGUUAACACCUGAUGACCUACUCAAUAUGUGCUGUGUAGCAAAUCAAUUAAUCAAAAUUACAAUUAUGUUUAGGUAAGCGUGCUCAAUGGUGUAAAUGUGUCCAUCGAUUAUCACCCACAGUACUGUACCAUCAUAAUGUCUCCCAUGUCUGCUCUCUCCUCAGGGUGCCCGUGGUAAUGAUGGCUUGCCUGGCCCUGCUGGUCCUCCCGUACGUAUGGCACUCUUCAUGUUGCUUCCUCACUGUUUCAAAGACAUAUAGGUUUUAUUAUUAUUGUACAACAGUGGUUUCCAUCCAGGGGUACUCCGGGUAGAGCAAAAUUAAGUUGGUGGUACAGUAACCGAAAAAGGUUGGGAACCACUGGUUGUACAAGAUACCAUCAAUGCAAUGCAGAAAUCAAUUAUGCACUUCACGUAUUACAACACAAUCACAAUUGUACCCAUUUUCAAAUACUUUUGAAUAGAUUUAGAAUUGGUUGACUGUUUCUUCCAGUCAAUGUUGUAUUUUUGUGAAAUAAUAGCAAAACCAGGAUGUAGUACGUUUGUGAACUGACCUCUGAUCCCUACAGGGGCCUGUUGGACCUUCUGGAGCACCCGGUUUCCCUGGAUCCCCAGGAGCAAAGGUUUGUACUAUUUACAAUUAUGUGUCUAUAGUGCAUCAUGUCAGUCAUAACCCGAUUGAACCCAAUGGAAGCCUAUUGAUGUGACAAACGGUGUGUCUGUUGAUUUCCCAAUCAUCAUGGAGGUCAGACAUUUAAUUUCACUACAACGCUAGUGAAAGCUCUGAUAAGAUGAUCAAUAAUGAUAAGCUGCAAUGAGAUGAGAUUCUCACAGAGUCACUCUACCUCAAGGACAUAUUGAACAGUCACUGUAUAUCUAUCGAUCACAUCUCUGGGAGACAAACUCCAAUCACCAUACCAUUUGACUUCAUCACUGAGUACAGUUUGAAUAACAGUUACACAGUAAAGCAACAGCAGUCCUAAUGGUCAUCUGAAUCUCUUCCAUCCUACAGGGAGAAUCUGGCCCCACUGGUGCCCGUGGAGCUGAGGGCGCACAGGGACCCCGCGGAGAGGCUGGCACACCCGGAUCUCCUGGACCCGCUGGCGCCUCUGUACGUAACAUCCAGGCCAUCUGUGAUAGAGUCUGAAGUGGAUAAUCUCAUACUGAUGAUCUCUCAUCAUUUAACUGAUGCAUUGUUUUCAUCUCGUAACCUUGUCUCUGUUCCUCUGUUCCUUUAGGGCAACCCUGGUACUGAUGGUAUCCCCGGAGCUAAAGGAUCUGCUGUAAGCAUAUUCUUACACUAUAUGGGUUUAGAAUGUACUCUCUACACGCUUUAUAUACUCAGCAUGAAAUAAACACUGCUCUUAUUUCAUUAUCAGUCUACUACUCAGUCAGUAAUACUCAAUUACUUUCUCUCUCUCUUUCUGUAGGGCGCUUCUGGAAUUGCUGGUGCACCUGGUUUCCCAGGACCCCGUGGCCCCCCCGGACCUCAGGGAGCAACAGGACCUCUUGGGCCCAAGGGACAGUCUGUAAGUUCCCUAUAUUCACUCCAAAACCUGGACACACCAAUUAUAUGUUGGUGGUGCUGUAGGUUGGUUUACAUUGGUUAGUCUUGGAGGGUGUAUGGGGAGGUGGGGUCAUGACAGAUAAUGUGCUGUGGAUCACAUUGCUCCUAUUUCAGCUGUUUUUGACUUUGCCCCUGUUUAUGUUGUAGGGAGACCCCGGUAUUCCUGGCUUCAAAGGAGAGGCUGGUCCCAAGGGAGAGCUUGUGAGUUCUGUUUUGAUGGAACAUAUAUCAUUCAUAUCAAAUCUGCACUUUUUCAUUCUACUGAGAUGGAGCUGGAAGUAUGUUUGGAAUUAAUCUGGUAUCUUCUUGGUCACCCCCUGUAGGGCCCUGCUGGUCCCCAAGGUGCCCCUGGCCCUGCUGGAGAGGAGGGCAAGAGAGGAGCAAGAGGAGAGCCCGGUGCUGCUGGACCACUUGGACCUCCUGGCGAGAGAGUAAGGAUCUGAACCAUCACAGAUCUCACCACAGAUUUUGUUUUGUUUUUGUUCUUAGUCAUUGGGUCAUAUCAGUUCUUCCCAUAUCCUAUUCCUCAUCUUGGAAAUCUUCUCUCUUCUCUCUGUCCUUGUUUCUAGGGAGCUCCCGGUAACCGUGGUUUCCCAGGUCAGGAUGGUCUUGCUGGUUCUAAGGUAGGUCUUACAAUGCUGAUUUGACACUUUUACAGUUCUCAAUGCCACGUCUCACCUGAUAUGCAGGAAUGGAGUAGUUGCAAAAUCACAAUAACAACAAAUUCUAAAUAAUGAGUCCCUAACUGUAAGAUGUUGUUGUAGACUGCUGAGUAGUUUCAAAACAACCAAACCUGUUAUAUUGUACUACUGUUAUCCUAUUGUAGCAGCUAUGAUUAAUACAAUAGCCAGUCACAAUUUAUAAACCAUGUAGUUUAAGCUUGAGUGAUAAAUGCAUAUAAUACUAAUACCUCUCUUCCUCCCCAGGGAGCCCCUGGUGACCGUGGUGUUCCCGGCGUGGGUGGGCCUAAGGGAGGCACUGGUGACCCCGGCCGCACAGGAGAGCCUGGUCUUCCUGGAGCCAGAGUGAGUAGUAGUACCCCUGGUCCCCACCACCGCCAUCAUCACAAUCAGCCAGAACAGUCAUACACAAGAGCUGUGGCUCAUCAUGGCUUUAAAUUGGUGUCCGUCUUCAUGUAUUAGGUUGACACUCUCUCAUUAUGUGUGAUGCUCACAGGGUCUCACUGGUCGCCCUGGAGAUGCUGGUCCUCAAGGCAAAGUUGGUCCUGGUGUAAGUAUGCAUCUUUUACCGUCUAGACCACAUACUGUAUUCCACUCAAACAUUUUGCCAUACAAUUAACCAAGAUUUGGUGCAGUAAUACAGAGUUUUCCUUUCUAAACCCAUGAGAUGUACAAGAUAUCACUGGAGAUCUUGUACAUGUAAUACCAUGUACGAGAUCUCGAGUGAUGUUGACAUGCUCCUCUCUCCUCGGUAUGUGGUACUGUAGGGUGCUGCUGGUGAGGACGGUCGCCCCGGCCCACCUGGUCCUCAGGGAGCACGUGGCCAGCCUGGUGUGAUGGGAUUCCCCGGACCAAAGGGAGCCAAUGUAAGUGUCACAGGGGUUUCCAAUAAAGUUUUGAUACCCAGAGGGAAGAAAUUGCCUGUAGAUCUGCCUCCAGCACCAGAUACAGACAGUAUCUGACAGUACAGGCACAGAACUAUGUAAACGUCCCCUUUAAGUCCCCUUGCACUUGAUGUCCAUGCUUCUUCUCUGUGACUGACCAGUGUUUUUUUCCUUCGACAGGGUGAGCCUGGCAAGGCAGGAGAGAAGGGUCUUGUGGGUCGUCAAGGUCUGAUAGUAAGUAGAUUAACGUUUUAGAUUAUCUUCCUGUAACCCUUGGUCUUAGCAAAGUUGAGUUCAUAUCUGUACAAUUUUGGUGUGUAACCCCCACAAAGUUUGAAGAAAUAAAACAGUGGAGGACCGGACAUCGAUCCAUGUCUUUCCUUUGCAGUGGUGGUUCAUGAAGAACUGAUAAAUGUUUCUCUCUCUGAAAAGGGUCUGGCUGGUAAAGAUGGUGAGACUGGUGCUGCUGGACCUCUCGGCCCUCCUGUAAGUGUUCAACCUCUGACAGACAUAUUGUAAAAUACAACACAGCAAUAUGAACUCUUUUAGACAGUUCUUAAGGAGACAUCUAUUUUAGACAUGACAACUGCACCCCAUAGUAAUAUAAUCAAUUUCUUUGGUGCACCCAUAACAACAUAAGUGUAGCCAUAGUAUCUGUAAUAGCUAGCAUCUCUCUUUGAGCACGAGAAUGCAAUGGCAUUCCCAAACUUACACACAGCUCCACAAGGUGCUAAUGCUGUGUGAAUCACCUGAUCACCAGUUUUGAUCACCUGAGUUUGCUUCCAUCCCAGGGACCUGCUGGAGAGAGAGGAGAGCAAGGAGCUGCUGGACCUUCAGGCUUCCAGGUGAGUUCACCUUACUUUUCUGGAUCGGCUAGAACAUAAAUGAUUAUAUUCGGAAUAACUUGAUGUCAAUUUUUUAUGAUGUCAUAGGAAUCACUGAUUGUCUUGUGUUGUUGUGCAGGGUCUGCCCGGACCUGCUGGCCCCCCAGGAGAGGGAGGCAAGCCUGGUGAUGCGGUGAGUGUCCACACUGCCACAGCAACACACCAGGCCUGUCCAGGUCCCUGAUUAUUGAACACAUUAGGAACAUCUAACCAUGUUACUCACAUCAUUUUUUAUUUACAUUUUACUCAUUUAGCAGACGCUCUUAUCCAGAGCGACUUACAUGAGCAAUUAGGGUUAAGUACCUUGCUCAAGGGUACAUCGACAGAUUUUUCACCUAGUCGGCCAGGGGAUUAGAACCAGCGACCUUUCGGUUACUGGCACAAAGCUCUUAACCACUAAGCUACCUGCCGCCCUACAUCACAUUUGUUAUCAAACACCUCAGCACUUUAUCCUGAUCAAGUUAUACUAGCAAACACAAGCACCUGCUGUAUUCUAAAUGUAUUAUUUAUCUACUGUAAAAGUACGCAGCUACAAUGUCUCUCUCCUCUCUCUCUGCAGGGUGUUCCUGGAGAGGCUGGUGCUGCUGGUGCUACUGGACCUAGAGUGAGUUUUCAUUUUUACAAUAAGUCUGAUUUAGAUGUUUUUCUCUCUUACUGUCAUAAUCAUCUACUUAGCCACCGCCAUCUACUUGUCAAACCUUUAAGUCUGUAGUCCUUCCUGUUUCUGCCUCUCACCUCCUGUCUCUCUGCUCCCUUAUAGGGUGAGCGUGGCUUCCCUGGUGAGAGGGGCGGUGCUGGACCCCAGGGUCUGCAGGGACCUCGUGGACUUCCUGGAACUCCCGGAAGUGAUGGACCGAAGGUUAGGAGCCACUCCUUUCAGCCAACCUUGUCUUCAAUAAGAGUUUCCGCUGUUAUUGGGCACUUGGAGAACUUCUGAAUCCCUAUAGUCUGGCAAUCACAAUGCCACUACUGAAGAGAGAAACAUCAGAAACAGUGUGAUCAGCCAUCUUCUAAAUCCAUGUUCCUCCUCUCUGACAGGGAGCAAUUGGGCCAGCUGGUGGUGCUGGAGCUCAGGGACCCCCAGGUCUGCAGGGUAUGCCAGGAGAGAGGGGAGCUGGUGGAAUCUCUGGAGCCAAGGGUGACAGAGUGAGUAACAACCCUAAAGAAGAUACUCUAAUCAUAGUCGUUGAAAACUAGACGGUGGAUUGCAAGGUUAUAUCAUGGUGUCUGCUAGAUACAUACUAAGAUGUCAUGGUCUUCUGUGUCUACAGGGUGACAACGGAGAGAAAGGACCUGAGGGCGCUCCUGGAAAGGACGGUUCUAGAGUGAGUACUCAGCAGAAGCAGGGAAUAUAGCCACACUCUCCUGUGGCAACUCUGUCAGCAUAUCAAAAUACAAUGAUCCAAUGACCCCAUGUGAGGUCGAUAAUAACCCCAUCUCUCUCCUCUCCAUCUUUCUUCUCUCCUCCCUCUCAGGGUUUGACUGGUCCCAUUGGUCCUCCUGGCCCUGCUGGUCCCAACGGCAUAAAGGUGAGAAUUACCAUAGGAAUGACGAAAUACACCUGUUAUAAUGUUUGUAAUGUAGUAAAUGUACAGUAUGUGUACAGUAUGGGUUUGUCACUCCUCUCUCCUUCCCUCUCAGGGUGAGGGUGGACCUUCUGGCCCAACUGGUGCUGCUGGUGCCCGUGGUGCUCCUGUAAGUUGGAUCUCUCCGCCUCCAGUUUCAUAUAGUCCGUUUUUAGAUUUGUAUUAAAUCAAUCAUGUUGUCAACAUGCCCAGGUUUGAAAUGUACAAAGUGAAACUACCUUAACUACAGUACAGAGAGCAGGAAGAAACUAGAGAACCAGUCCCUACCAUGAAACAAUGUAGAGCUCUACAGAUCCAAAUAUUUAGUCAAAGUCACCAGACAUUAUGAUUUCAAGAUAUUGUUCAUAUUGAUUCUAAGAACACUCACUAUCCAAGUUUCCCGGCAUAUACAGUUAUGAUUAGUAAAGGAAUUUCCAAGUACACCAUCUUGAAUCCCUCAGAAUGCAUUUCAUCCCAAAAAUUUUUACUUCUUGAGUAUAGCCUCCUUCACGUUCAAUCACAGCACCUGCAACUUGAUGGUCAGGACCACAUACAUGUACAGUUAGAUUGUCUUUCUCUGUGGACCUGUUUUGAGCCCAUCUUUCUUCUCUCUUCCUGUAGGGUGACCGUGGUGAGGGUGGUCCUCCCGGGCCUGCUGGCUUCGCUGGGCCUCCUGUGAGUAGAACCACAGCAAGCACAUCAGUUUCAAUGUAAACAAUAAUCGAAUCCAUAUAAAACGUUGGAUCUUUAUUGACCUGCAUUUCCAUCCUCCAACCUCCAGGGUGCAGAUGGUCAGCCUGGAGCCAAGGGAGAGUUGGGCGAGGCUGGACAGAAGGGAGAUGGUGGUGCCCCUGGACCUCAAGGACCCUCUGGGGCACCUGGACCUGUGGUAGGUACCCCUUGAAAUUCACUUUGAGAUACCAAAUACCUGUAUGUCCCAGAGACAGAUGUCUUAUUGCCCAAGACAUUACCAUUCUAUAAGUCUAUAAGAAAUGGAGAGUAUUUGAGAACACAAUUGAUGCACUUCUUGUUUCUUUGUUCUUGUUUCUUUGUCUAAUUGUGUUUCUGGUUGAUUUUUAUUCCAGGGUCCCACUGGUGUUUCUGGACCUAAAGGAGCUCGGGGUGCCCAGGGGGCUGCUGUAAGUCCACAGUUCCAAUGAUAAGAGAUUAUUACCCAAUAGUAAGUGACAAUAUAAAAUGCUAUGUUCUGUAAUUGCUUUUACUGAAAUAUUGUCUUGUUGGUAGGGUGCUACUGGUUUCCCUGGUGCUGCUGGAAGAGUUGGUUCUCCUGGUCCUAAUGUGAGUAUCACGUCAUCACAAAUAUCAAUAGACAAUAGAAAGUCACCUUUUCAUUCAGAUUACCUGUGUAUAUCUGUGUGAUUGAAAUAUGCUGCAUCUCUCCAUUUCCCUCCGUCAGGGUAACCCUGGUGCUGCUGGCCCCGCUGGUCCUGCUGGUAAAGACGGUCCUAAGGGAGUUCGAGGUGACGCUGGCACUCCAGGAAGACAGGGAGACGCUGGGCUGCGUGGAGCUGCUGGAGCCCCUGGCGAGAAGGGAGAUGCUGGAGAGGAUGGUCCCCCUGUGAGUCUUCCCCCUCCACUCUUAUAUGAUAUCUCAUGGAGGAAAUGUCACCCAGCCUUUUACCCCUUGUAGGCUUAGUAACACCAACUCAGCCACCUUGGUUAUCUAUCACUUCAUUUCAAUGUGCCUGACUUUCUAGAACUGGAGUUGUGAAGUCAAUGAGCUAGAGCUGGAGUUGUGAAAAUGAGCUAGAGCUGGAGUUGUGAAGUCAAUGAGCAAGAGCUGGAGUUGUGAAGUCAAUGUAUUAAACUGAUCUAUUGUCUCCUCUAUCUCUAAGGGUCCCGAUGGUCCUUCAGGUCCCCAGGGUCUGGGUGGGUCACGUGGUAUUGUUGGUCUGCCUGGGCAGCGUGGAGAGAGGGGCUUCCCUGGCCUUCCUGGUCCUUCUGUGAGUAUCUCACCCCUGAUAGUACUACUACACUUGCAGUAGGCUAUGAACUUGAAAGCCAGGUCAUCGUUACGGAACCAUUGCUCUUACUGGUCCAGUUCUAUGUUAAGCUCUCUUUAUAAGCUAUUGAUUCAAAAUGUUCAUGACAAUUGGCUUGAGAACCUUUAAAUCCAGGUUCAUAUAACUCCCACUAGUCCUGCACCAUUGAGUAGUAACUAAGCAACAUAGAUACCCUAAUAUCAUAUCUGGGAUGACUGGAGUGAUUGUCUGUGUAAUAUCAUGGAGUCUUGAUAUCAACAUACACUACCAGUCAAAAGUUUGGACACACCUACUCAUUCAAGGAUUUUUAUUUAUUUUUACAUUGUAGAAUAAUAGUGAAGACAUCUAAACUAUGAAAUAACACAUAUGGAAUCAUGUAGUAAACAAAAAAGUGUUAAACAAAUCAAAGUAUAUUUUAUAUUUGAGAAUCUUCAAAUAGCCACCCUUUGCCUUGAUGACAGCUUUGCACACUCUUGGCAUUCUCUCAACCAGCUUCACCUGGAAUGCAUUUCCAACAGUCUUGAAGGAGUUCCCACAUAUGUUGAGCACUUGUUGGCUGCUUUUCCUUCACUCUGCGGUCCAACUCAUCCCAAACCAUCUCAAUUGGGUUGAGGUCAGGGGUUUGUGGAGGCCAGGUCAUCUGAUGCAGCAAUCCAUCACUCUCCUUCUUGGUAAAAUAGCCCUUACACAGCCUGGAGGUGUGUUGGGUCAUUGUCCUGUUGAAAAACAAAUGAUAGUCCCACUAAGCCCAAACCAGAUGGGAUGGCGUAUAGCUGUAGAAUGCUGUGGUAGCCAUGCUGGUUAAGUGUGCCUUGAAUUCUAAAUAAAUCACAGACAGUGUCACCAGCAAAGCACCCCCACACCAUAACACUUCCUCCUCCAUGCUUUACGUUGGAAAAUACACAUGCAGAGAUCAUCCGUUCACCCACACCGCGUCUCACAAAGGCACGGCUAGUUGGAACCCAAAAUCUCAAAUUUGGACUCCAGACCAAAGGACAAAUUUCCACCGGUCUAAUGUCCAUUGCUCGUGUUUCUUGGCCCAAGCAGGUCUCUUCUUCUUAUUGGUGUCCUUUAGUAGUGGUGUCUUUGCAGCAAUUCGACCAUGAAGGCCUGAUUCACACAGUCCCCUCUGAACGGUUGAUGUUGAGAUGUGUCUGUUACUUGAACUCUGUGAAGCAUUUAUUUGGGUUGCAAUUUCUGAGGCUGGUAACUCUAAUGAACGUAUCCUCUGCAGCAGAGUUAACUCUGGGUCUUCCAUUCCUGUUGCAGUCCUCAUGAGAGCCAGUUUCAUCAUAGCCACUUGAAGAAACUUUCAAAGUUCUUGAAAUGUUCCGAAUUGACUGACCUUCAUGUCUUAAAGUAAUGAUGGACUGUCGUUUCUCUUUGCUUAUUUGAGCUGUUCUUGCCAUUAUAUGGACUUGGUAUUUUACCAAAUAGGGCUAUCUUCUGUAUACCCCUGCUACUUUGUCACAACACCACUGAUUAGCUCAAAUGCAUUAAGAAGGAAAGAAAUUACACAAAUUAACUUUUAAGAAGGCACACCUGUUAAUUGAAAUGCAUUCCAGGUGACUACCUCAUGAAGCUGGUUGAGAGCAUGCCAAGAGUGUGCAAAGCUGUCAUCAAGGCAAAGGGUGGCUAUUUGAAGAAUCUCAAAUAUAAAAUAUACACUACCGUUCAAAAGAUUGGGGUUAGUUGCAAAGUAAAAGCCAUAUCUCAGACUGGCCAAUAAAAAUUAAAGAUUAAGAUGGGCAGUCUGAGAUAUGGCUUUUUCUUUGCAACUCUGCCUAGAAGGUCAGCAUCCCGAAGUCGCCUCUUCACUGUUGACGUUGAGACUGGUGUUUUGCGAGUACUAUUUAAUGAAGCUGCCAGUUGAGGACGUGUGAGGCGCCUGUUUCUCAAACUAGACACUAAUGUAUUUGUCCUCUUGCUCAGUUGUGCACCGGGGCCUCCCACUCCUCUUUAUAUUCUGGUUAGAGCCAGUUUGCGCUGUUCUGUGAAGGGAGUAGUACACAGCGUUGUACGAGAUCUUCAGUUUCUUGGCAAUUUCUCGCAUGGAAUAGCCUUAAUUUCUCAGAACAAGAAUAGACUGACGAGCUUCAGAAGAAAGUUAUUUGUUUCUGGCCAUUUUGAGCCUGUAAUCGAACCCACAAUUUCUGAUGCUCCAGAUACUCAACUAGUCUCAAGAAGGCCAGUUUUAUUACUUCUUUAAUCAGCACAACAGUUUUCAGCUGUGCUAACAUAAUUGCAAAAUUGUUUUUUAAUGAUCAAUUAGCCUUUUAAAAUGAUAAACUUGGAUUAGCAAACACAACGUGCCAAUUGGAACACAGGACUGAUGUUUGCUGAUAAUGGGCCUCUGUACGCCUAUGUAGAUAUUCCAUAAAAAAUCAGCUGUUUCCAGCAACAAUAGCCAUUUACAACAUUAACAAUGUCUACACUGUAUUUCUGAUCAAUUUGAUGUUAUUUUAAUGGACAAAAAAAAAAAAAGUGACCCCAAACUUUUGAACGGUAGUGUAUUUUGAUUUGUUUAACACUUUUGUGGUUACUACAUAAUUCCAUAUGUGUUAUUUCAUAGUUUUGAUGUCUUCACUAUUAUUCUACAAUGUACAAAAUAGUAAAAAAUAAAGAAAAACCCUUGAAUGAGUAGGUGUGUCCAAACUUUUGACUGGUACUGUACAUUCAAUAUGACAGAUCUACAUCAAGACUUCUUUCUCCUUAAAACUGUCACAAAGAAGUCAAUCACUCAGUGACCCAUUGGCUGUAACGGAGAUGCAUUCAAAACGUUAAUUUCCAUCAUACUACGUCCUACAACAGACUUCUAAUGGGGUUUUGCUGCUUUUCUUAGCACAUAGGGGCUUUUAGCCAGUUGCUGAAGUCCUACUUUGCAUGCAAAUGAAUAGUUAAGUCCAUUAAUCCAUUGACUAGUCAAAUGUUACAUCCUUGCGGUUAUAGUGAUGACGUCUGACACUUACUCGCUGAUGUUGAGUCUGAUGUCCAUGUUCUGUGUGUCCCAGGGAGAGCCCGGUAAGCAGGGAGCUCCUGGUGCUGGUGGUGAUCGUGGACCCCCUGGGCCUGUGGGGCCUCCUGGACUGUCUGGACCUGCUGGUGAGCCCGGAAGAGAGGUCAGAACUAAACCACAACAACACAAGCCACAACAACAAUAUAAACCACAACAACAAAUAUAGGCCACUGUAGCUGCACGCAGCAAUUACCGGGGUAAAGGCCAUAGCUGCACUAUAGUGCCACCAGCUGGCCAAUAUAAUUACACCUCUAGGUUGAGCUACUGCAACAACCAUAGCAACGACAACAGCAAUAUAAACAACAACAACAAUACCCACAACAACAUCAAUAAUCACCAGAACAACAGCAACUUUCCAAAACAAAAACCCUCCCUCCACACACAUAUACAAUAACCACAAAACAGAAAUGUAAACAAUGACCACAACAGUAACAAUAACAACCAAAACAAACAACAAUGACACAACAGAAAACAAAAAAACACAACCACAACUACCAUAGUCAAUCGCAAACACCAACAGCAACCAUCUGUAUUUCUACAGCACCAUUAACCCAUGGAUCCCAAACGUGUUGCUUUGGCAGCUACUUCACGACUGGAAGCCAAUACAUUUCAUUUAUUGAUUAAAUCUCUGUCUCUACCUCACAGGGCAAUGCUGGAUCUGAUGGGCCCCCUGGUAGAGAUGGAUCCACCGGAGUCAAGGUGAGACACACCAAAUUUUAUAAAAUGUUAUUUGUCACAUGCACCGAAUAUAACAGGUAUAGGCUACAACUGUUGUAUUCGGUGCAUGUGACAAAUAAAACACUGUGUAGUAGACCUUAGAGUGAAAUCCCAGCAAACAUUCCCAGAACAUUAGCUAAGAUUUCCAUUAAGUUAGGGUUUUAUCUAACAUUAGGAUGAUAAUCACAAAAACAUUCAAAUAAUAUUUUUGAUAACAAAAUGUUUUUGUUUUCUUAUGUUUUAAAUGAAAUAUUCAAACAUUCACAAAAAUGUUGUGCAUAACAUCUGUAACAACCACCACAGACCAUUCUCCAAACGUUCUCAUUAGGUUUCCAGGUAAUGUAACAACACAAUAUACCAGUAAAGAAUUAAAUGUGUUCUGGGAACGUUCUUGCAAUAUCAGGCACACAACUGGACAGUUUUUGUGUUAUGAGAACAUUUGCCGCAUCCCAACAAAUGUUCCAGGAACUUUCACAUAACGAAUUUUGGUUUGCUGAGAUGCUUACUUUCCUGCAUUAUACACCAAUCAGUCCAAUUGAUGGAUAAGAUAUCAAAUGUUCUUGAGAUGUCCUUAUAUCCUAUGAUCUUCUCUCCACCUGUAGGGUGAGCGUGGUAACACUGGUCCUGCAGGUGCACCUGGUGCCCCUGGCGCUCCCGGUGCCCCCGGCCCUGUUGGCCCCCUUGGCAAGCAGGGAGACAGAGGAGAGGGAGUGAGUACCCCUACAAAACUAUACACAAUAUGAAUUAGAGAAAUGUUGGUGUUUUGUAAUUGAUAGUACCUCACUCUUGUUUUUAGGGUGCCCAAGGACCUGCCGGACCUGCUGGACCAGCUGGUGCUAGAGGAAUGGCUGUGAGUGUCAACGUUCAUCAUUGUGAAACGCAUAUACCAUUCUCUAAUAAACUAUACCUACUGUAGCUGUACCCGCAUUGGCACCCUGAGUUGUGACACUCUCUGCCUCUCUACAUCAGGGACCCCAAGGACCACGUGGAGACAAGGGAGAGGCUGGCGAGACAGGAGAGAGGGGACAGAAGGGACACCGUGGCUUCACCGGUCUGCAGGGUCUUCCCGGACCUCCAGUAAGUCACCCAAAUCCUCUGGCCACUCUGCACCAGUUAUUAUACCUCUCUAUCCGCAUAGAACUAUAUUGCCUGACUUUCAAUGUAAUUUGCCAGUCAUUCAAUACACUCCAUGUGGAAUAAAUUAUGUUCCCUGACUUCCUGACGUCAUUGUCUUAACUAACAGGGCUCCGCUGGAGACCAGGGAGCUGCUGGACCUGCCGGACCUAGUGGCGCUAAGGUGAGUCCAGACGAAAGAGAAGAGCUGGUGGAGAGAAGGACAGAACACUUCUCUAAUCCCUCCAUAUCUGAUAAGACAAAUAGAGACUACUCCUAUACAGUAGUUAUCCCAUGCUAUGAUAAUGAGGGGCACAGGCUAGUCAUAAUCCACCAACACCAAUUAUAAUCUAGUUAUAAUCCUCCAACACCAUAAGGUAGAGGAUGGAAAUAGCCACUGUGUUUUUAAUUAGCCUAUUCUAUGAUAACAGGGAAGGCUAAUGCUUUUGUGAUUACCACAUGUUAUGGUAGAGUGGAAGACAGACAGGAGAGGCUACUACUUUAAAAAUAAUCCAUAAAGAUUAAUUACAUGAUAAAGAGGAGGAAAGGGCUGGCCACUACAACGUGAAUCAUUUUGACCCAAAGUGAGAUAAAUGCUACAUUUGUGAUGUCCGAUAAGCAGGUUGUUCUUGAAUUAAAGAGUGUACUCUCACUCAUAAUCAACAACAAUUGAACAAAAACGUUAUAUCAGGUAAAAGUUUAAAACAAUGUGAAACUAAACACUUAAGGGAGACUUCCAUGCAUUCAUGCUAUGCUAGCAUCCAUGUGAAUGAGCCAUGACUGACCCACCCUAUCUAUCUCCUCAGGGACCCCCUGGCCCAGUUGGUCCCGCUGGUAAGGAUGGAUCUAACGGUCAGCCUGGACCCCUCGGACCCCCUGGACCUCGUGGUCGUUCUGGAGAAACUGGCCCUGCUGUGAGGAACGCUUGGCAACCUUAGACUUACCUGAAUAUACUAUAUAUACUGUACAUGUAGCAGCAAAGUCUUCAUAUUUUAAACAUGUCAUCUCCAUCCUCCUUCAGGGUCCACCUGGUAACCCCGGACCACCUGGUCCUCCUGGUCCUCCCGGCCCUGGCAUCGACAUGUCUGCCUUUGCUGGCCUGUCUCAGCCUGAGAAGUCUCCGGAUCCCCUGAGGUACAUGAGGGCUGAUGAGGCGUCCAGCUCCCUGAGGCAGCACGACGUGGAGGUGGACUCCACACUCAAGUCCCUCAACAACCAGAUCGAGAACCUGCGCAGCCCCGAUGGUAGCCAGAAGAACCCUGCCCGCACCUGCAGAGACCUCAAACUGUGCCACCCCGAGUGGAAGAGCGGUGAGUGGGGGAACGGGCAGAGGAGAGGGAAAAGAUAGUGAAUGGAAAGAGAAAAGAGAGAAAUGGAAUUAUGGAAUUUUGUUUUUCAUUCAUUGAGGAAGAUUCCCCCAAAAUAUACAGUGUAGAAAGGUAAGAACACGUGUAUAACAUGAUCAGUCCAAACAGUGCUAGGGUUUGAACCAUUUGUCCUCUGAUCCUCUCGUUCUCCAGGCGACUACUGGGUGGAUCCUAACAUUGGCAGCACAGCUGACGCCAUCAAGGUCUUCUGCAACAUGGAGACUGGCGAGACCUGUGUGUACCCCAGCAUAGCCAACGUGCCACAAAAGAACUGGUGGACAAGCAAGAGCAAGGACCGCAAACACGUCUGGUUCGGAGAGACCAUGAAUGGAGGAUUCCACGUGAGCCUCUUCUUUAUAUGAAUAAUAAUUUCACUGGCACCUUUGAGUGAAACAUAGCUACUCCUUUAGUAGGAUAACUUCAUUUCAAGGGUUACCCUGAUCAUCAGUCAAACCCUUCCUCAGUGUUUCCUUUUAUGAAUUACAGACUGAACUUAUAUUUCAGCCUUGCAGAUAAUUGAUAGACAUCACAUAAAGUCCUACCAUCCAUAAAACUAUGUAUGACCUCCAUUUUUGUGACUGCCCUCUUCCUUACCACGUCACAUUUAACCCUCCCUCUCUGGCUCCCUCUAUAGUUCAGCUACGCUGAGGACAGUACCAACGCUGCCAGUAUCCAGCUGACAUUCCUGAGGCUGCUGUCCACGGAAGCGUCUCAGAAUCUCACCUACCACUGCAAGAACAGUGUGGCCUACAUGGAUGCAUCCACCGGCAACCUGAAGAAGAGUCUGCUGCUCCAGGGCUCCAACGAAGUUGAGAUCAGAGCCGAGGGCAACAGUCGCUUCACCUACAGCGUUGUGGAGGAUGGCUGCAAGGUGAGAGGGAUAUGCACUGUAAAGUAAGGUCAGGGAAAAUAUGGACAUAGUAAAGUAGGACCAUGGGGGAAGGCACAGUGAAGUCAAGGUCUAAAAAAACAGCAUUUUUCUGUUAUUGUAGUCUAUGGGAAUAUAUAGUGGUUUAAUGUGCUUCAACACGUCUCUGUUGUCGUCCCACAGAAACACACAGGCCAGUGGGGCAAGACUGUCUUCGAGUACAAAACACAGAAGACCUCCCGUCUGCCCAUCGUGGACAUUGCUCCCAUGGACAUUGGAGGAGCGGACCAGGAGUUCGGUGUGGACGUGGGUGCAGUCUGCUUCUUG